AGCUCAACCACGCGCGCUCAACCACGUGGAAGGAAAACUGAAGCAGAUGAUUCCGUUUGGUUGUAAGAAGAGGGGGACAUCAACUCUGGAGGCUGAAAUAAUUGCUAGCAGAUUGUUAUCCAGCCUUUCUUCCUUCUGCUAUCGGCUUAUCCAUUGCUGCUAAUUGUUCUGUGAGUGAGAUGAAUCUUGCCGAUCCGCGUGGAGAUUUGCGUACCACCUUGUCCAACCUCGACGUUUAUGCCAUUAUUCUCACUGUAUGAAUGAACCACCUAGUAAUUAUUUCAUGGGCUUGACAAUUCUACAAUGUUACAUGGAAGUGCUUAUUUAACUCUGAAAAGAAACAUCAGGUAUUUUGAUUAAGACCAUGUAACAUCAGUGAUGGAUUAUGAUCAUCAAUGGAAUCCUAAAAAUGAAAUUCUGGAAUCUUGAGCGCCGAAUAGGUGAAUUUGUUGACAGUUUGAUCUCGACUUAUAGGCAAACACGUGAAGUGAUUUGCUCGAACUCACCUGUGAUCGCCACCCCUACGGCAUGACGUCAUGAGGUUGGGUGUCCGGAGUGUGACGUCAGGUCUCUGGUGAAUGUCGCCGGCGAAGGAGGAGUAAAAACGGGGAGUGGCUACGGUCGGUCCGCGCGGUGCUGUACGGGCGAGAACCUCCCCCCUCGGAUCCUUCUUUCCUCCUUCUUGUCUUAACUCUGGGAGACCUCCUCUCUCCCCAACCGGUGACAACAACGGUAGUGGUUGGCGCGGCGGGCUGACCUGUCUUGUCGUGGUCUUCUUUUCGCGUUCGUGUUGUUUUUUCCCUGCGGUGCCGCUGCUACAGACGGUGGUCCCGCGACGGCCCUCCGCAUGACUACCACGACGUCUUCGGCGGACAGCGGCGGUGGUGGCGGCGCGACCGUGGUGUCGUCUCCAUCGCCACCCAACUUACUUCUUCAGGUACCCAGUGUGGCGGGGCAGCAACGACUUUGUGGCGGCCCAGGUCCGGGACAUUCUCCCGUGUCCCCCGCCCCUGGGGCUCAAGUCCAGCUGGCCAGGCCGACUCUACUUAUGGACGUGGCCAUCCGUUGCACAGCUCCUAACUGCUCCUGUGAUUGCUUUUCUCCGUGCAAAGCUCAAAUCCGCAUGUGUGAUGGUUGCGGACAUGGCUGGGUUAGUCAUGCUUUGGACAAACUUGGCUUCCGCCACUUGUUCAACUGCCACCAAGUGGAGUUGGUUCAACCCAGCAUAGCUUUCGAUGUUGCGUCCCUCAUGCUGUACGGGACCCAGGCUAUUCCCGUUCGUCUGAAGAUCUUACUGGAUCGACUCUUCAGCGUUCUCCAGCACGAGGAAGUCUUGCAGGUCCUGCACGGUUUUGGCUGGACGUACGAAGACUAUGCCAGGGGCUAUAUUAUACAGGAUCCCGCUGGUUUAGUGCUAGAUAGAUGGUUAUUAGCUUCAAGGGAAGAGGAGCCUCUAAUUCUUCAACAGUUCCUACGUUUCGGUGAGACGAAAGCCGUAGCCCAGCAGUUAUUACUUCAGGAGAGUAGUGAGAGGACUGAAUUCGUAAUCCAGCCUCCAAGAACAGAAUCGGACAUAAAAAAAUUCAUCGAAAGAACAAACAGAACUGUGGUUGGUAGCCCAUUAUUCAAACAGCAUGGCAGUCAUAUCUAUAGUCAUGUGACAUGCAUGCCAACUUUGCCAAUGGUUGGGCAAAAGACAGCAUUUCGUCAUCCUUCAUCCAGUGUUAGUUCUUCUCACUCAGUUUCCCCAACUGCGUCUUCUCCUGUGAAUUGUACGAGCCCCAUUGCUGUGUCGCCUCUGAAUAAAUUACAAAAUAUGCAGCCCUAUGAUUUUCGGCGAGAUAAAAGUAGUCCGGAACUUCCAAAAAACGAAAUGACUUCAAAUCCCUGUCCAUCAUAUACAGUGGGCUCUCUCACUUCCCCUACAUCAUCCGUCCCUAACGUUAGUCUCACGACCUCUAGUCUUACCAUUGCCUCUAAUGCGAACCACUCGUCCACAUAUACAACAUCAAGCUCUAAAGAAGAUAUCGAUAUUAAAGAAGAAGUUGCGUAUUAUUCUGAUGAGGAAGAAAAGGAUGAUUUAACUAACGGUGCCAUUAAUUUAACAAGAUCGUCAAUUUCAUCCAGCUACAUGGACUCUGUUUUCGCAGCUAAAAAAGUAAGACAUCUACGGAAAUCAGCUAAUCCGAUGAAAAGGCGAUGGAAUCCUAUUGUAUUGGCCACUCUGUCAACAAAUCCUGCUACGGGCAAAAAAAGGGUGCAGUGUCACGUGUGUCUUAAAACAUUCUGUGAUAAAGGUGCUUUGAAAAUUCAUUUUAGCGCUGUUCAUCUAAGAGAGAUGCACAAAUGCACUGUUGAAGGUUGCAAUAUGAUGUUCAGUUCACGAAGGAGCAGAAACAGGCACAGUGCCAAUCCUAACCCGAAAUUACAUACUCCAAACUACAGGAGAAAAAUAAAUCCUCAUGACGGCAGGGCCGCUAAUCCUUACCCACUUAUGCCACCAAGUGGUAUUUUAGACUUUACCAAUGGUGUGAUAUCGUAUUCAUCAGGUCCACAGGAUGGUGACAGCAGUUCAGUAUCGGAUGAAGAGCAAAGGAUGGUAACGAGGUCAGUAAAUGCUCCUUUGGACCAUAGAAAUGAACCAAAUCCUACCGUUGAAGUUCCUGAAAAACCGCCUGUAACGGAAGAAGACGUAGCCCUCCCUCUAACUAAGAAAUUUCGCAUUGAACAAGAUGUGACAGAUAACUGUAAAGAUGAGGGCAUAGAUCUCAGCAUGAAAGAAGACCGCCGUGCAUCAGAUAGAUUUCCACGGGACAUUGGUGAACGCGUUGCCGUUAUUGAUAAAUCACCAGAGCCUUUAGAAUUAUCCAAAAAGGCAGAAGAAACUAAAACUUCAACUAUCUCGGACAGUAUGAAAGAAGAUAAACCAGAAUCUGAACGCCAAAGUAUUAUUAAAUCUGAACAUUCUAAUUUUGAGUCUCAUUCUGGGGAGAAAGAUCGAACUCCGACAUCCACAAAAGGAGUCCGUAAGCGGAAAAGCCUAAAUCCUACAAAAUGUCCUACUACUAGCGACGAUGACUUACAGUUUGUUUCAUCAGAUGAUUCAUCAAGCGAUACAUAUAUUGACCAAGAUAAUGAUGAAAAUGGGUUAUUAGACUCCAAAUCUGACUAUUUAACGUCGGAUGGUUCCGACUCGAUUAAUGAUAUUGAUGAUCUUGAUGAUAAUUCCGAAAAUGGAGGGGAAAAGAAAGACGAGAAACCACAAACAUGCAGGAAAUCUGAAACUCCACCAUCGUCAUCAGUAGUUGUUACCACAGCGCAAACUUCUUCUGAAAAGAACAAUGUGGAAAGGGUAUUGCCUAAUCAAGAAAGGUACAAUGGUUUUAAUGUAUCUAAUUUGGAAAAAUUUAGGUAUGAAAUGUCCAUAAACCAAGUUAGAGACAAUGAUGAUAUAAGUGAAGACCCAUUGAGACAUUUAGAAUCACUAUCUUUAGGAGCUUUUACAAAUAUUAUGAAUCUAAAUAAUAGAGUCAAUUUAAGUCAACAUGGAACUAAUAUAUCAAGUGGAGUCUCUUAUCACGCUCCUGGACUUGGACUUGCAUCUAUAACGACUACAACUGCUCCUAACCGCGUCGAAUCUCCUGCAAUGAACAGAAUUCCCCCUUUGAUUAGUAACUCUGGAUCUCAUCCCCAUCCUCCUCCACCUCUCACUUCGAACUGCCAUCUCAAUAGCAGUGACACAGAAAACUCCAUGUCUGAUCAGCAGAUGCCGUUACCUCCUGUCUACAGGGAUGCUUCUAUGAUAGGGUCUGUUGAGAUCCCCGUAGACAAGGAGAACCCUCGAAGAUGCACUGCUUGUGGAAAGAUUUUUCAGAACCACUUUGGAGUCAAGACUCAUUAUCAAAAUGUUCAUUUAAAACUCAUGCAUAAGUGCACAGUAGAAGGCUGCAACGCUGCUUUUCCAUCUAAACGGAGCCGAGAUCGUCAUAGUGCAAAUUUAAACUUACAUCGAAAACUACUUUCAACAUCAUCAGACAAAUCUGCAGGCGGAUAUUUUGACAAAAGUAGUUCUUUGUAUCCUUUCCAUCCCGAUACCUAUCGUGGGGACUUAUUCACUCGUUUCUAUGACCCAAACUCUCUUCCUAUGAGCUUCGCUGACAUUUAUCAAAGUCGAUUAACUACAGAGGGCGCUGGAGCACCUUUCAUUGGAGGUUCUCCUUUUGCUCAUUUACCCGGUGCAAUGCCUGGUUUUCACCCUGCAUUCUUACCGCCUUCUACAACAGUACCGAAUUAUAAAAACGAUAAUGUUAGCAGAUAUCAUCAUCGCAAUGAUGAGAACAGUGGUCGCAACAGCUCAGUGAGUUCUAUCAGCAAUCCAUCUUCACCAGGACCGUCUUUGCGCGGCUCUCCAAGGACUGGCUCAGGUAGCUCGCCUUUCGUAAAGUUAGAAGAGGAUUUGGCUCCAGAUUCGGACGGUAGGUUUGCUUGCACAAUUUGCGAAAAAAAGUUCCACGAAGGGGUUGUUCUCCGGGAACAUUAUGAAAGGUACCAUACGCAAGCCCUACUCCAUUGUACAAUGAAUGGAUGCAAUAAAGUGUUCCUUUCCCGGCAGGCUCGAAAUAUCCACAGUGAUAAUUUACACAAAGAGAAAAAUUCUGAUGCUACGUAGCAGAUAUUUCUUCUUUUUUUUUUUUUAAAAAAAGAAAACAAACACUUGUGAUUUGAAGUAUAUUAUGUGCCAACACAGAUUUGUUCCUGUUCAAAAUAUUUUUUUUGAGAAGAAUUUUGCCGAAAGUUGCAAAUUAGAAAAUUUAAUCCUUGGUUUAUUCAGUUGUUUUGCAUACUAAAUUACAAAAACACAGAUAAUGUAAGUCAUAGGUGUUAUACACUUCAAGUAAAGCAAAUAUAUUAUUUUACAAUAUUUGCUUCAAAAUCUCAGUAUAGAUUAUUUUUAUGUAUUCUUUAUGUUAGUAUUUUUAAUCAAAAUAGUUCCUCUUCCUUAUAUUUUCUUUGAAACUCGAGUGUGUGCCAACUUUUAUAAAAGUCCAAAAACUUUUGCCCUGGCAUUUUUUUUUUUUUUUUAAAUGGAAAAUUCUUUUUAGUUUAAGUUACCCGGAAUUAUUGGGGUAUUUCAAUGGAGUAUAUGUUUAUAACAUAGAAUUUUUCUAAUUUCGAAUAUGUUCAUAUAUUUGUAUAGAAAUAUGUACAUAAAAAUUGAUAAAAGCUAAUGUUUAAGUGUGUCUAUAAAAGCAGGUUUCUCCGAAAUUUAUUAUUAAGAAAGAGCUCCAAACUAUUGUUAUAAUCCAAAGAUUCAGUGUAACAUACAGCACCGUGGUAAUAUGCACGUAUUCCCAUGUGUCAACGAUUGUAGAGCAUAGAUAUUUUAACUGUGCCAAUAGCGUCGAAGCAUGCCAAACAUUUUUACAGCGACGGUAAUUGGAAAUUGCUUUGGUAGAUAAAAGACAGGCAGAUGGAAUGAAAAUUUCUCAUUCUGUUGACGUUUCUAGUUCUUCAACGAGCCGUGAUCCCUGUCUUAUUGCAUAGCCAACGAGAAUUAAAAGAGAACCACUGUGAAGUACAAACUGAGGCAUUUAUAGCUUUCUCUUGAAGAUGCAAUAAAAUCAUCUUCCCCAUUCAAGUUUUACCGCUAUAUUUAAAACUCUGCUGUUGACUUUGUCAAUAUUAAAAACCAUCAAUGUUUAAGUUAUUAAUUUCCCCAUUUGUAUCAUAUGUCCCUCUGCUACAUUUAUUGUUGCAAUUCAUUUUUCUUUAUGGUACUUCAAUAAAGUACUAGAAUUGA
This is a messenger RNA of Stegodyphus dumicola, 5800 nucleotides long. RefSeq names its product zinc finger protein basonuclin-2-like. Gene Ontology annotation, biological process: regulation of DNA-templated transcription. The record is from RefSeq and is a predicted model, not a curated record. Lineage: Eukaryota; Metazoa; Arthropoda; Arachnida; Araneae; Eresidae. Gene Ontology annotation, cellular component: nucleus.